CUCUCUCUCUCUCUCUUAAAAAAAAAGAAAAAAAAAGGAAAAAGAAACUGUAACUCCAGCAUUCCAACCGUUAGCUUCAGCAAACCCUAAACCUUUGACCUCUUUGAUGGCCGAAUCGUCCACUCAAUCAAAUUCAAAACGCCAGACACUCUCUCCCGGAAAAGAUGCAGUGGUCGACAGGAUUAGUAGUCUACCGGAAUCUCUUCUCUGCCACAUUCUCUCCUUCCUUCCAACCAAAGAGUCAGUCGCCACUAGCAUUUUGUCAACCAGGUGGAAGCUCCUUUGGACUCUCGUCCCAAAGCUAGACCUCGACAGUGACAAGAUCAACACUUUGGAGCUUUCGCUUCAUGAUGAUGAUGUUGAAGAUGCACGUGAGAUCAUGUUUGCACAUGUUGUGUCAAGUGUUUUGGCUAAACAAGAAUGUGGAGAGCUCCAAACUUUUCGCCUCAUAUGGCGAUUUUGGUGGGACGGUUCCCAUCUCGAGGCAUGGCUUCGCACUGCCGCUGCUCGUAAAGUAAAAGAAAUUAAUCUCGACAUUUUUACUGCUAGGGAGGAAAAUCUGAAUUUGCCUCCAAGCUUUUUCUCUUGCAGGACAUUAGUGGUUCUGAAAUUAACUGGUACUAUUGAUAUUGAUAUUGAUGUUGAUACCCCUUCAUUAUCGUUUUAUUUCCCGAGCCUAAAGAUCCUGCAUUUAGUACGUAUUUUGUUGCCGAGUAUCAUUAAUUCACAAGAACACUCUUUCUUGAAACUCAUUUCUGGCUGCCCUGUCCUCGAAGAUUUGUCAUUUACAACUGACCAUUUUGAGGGUGAGUAUAAAUUAUGUGUACCCACGCUGAAACGCUUAAGUAUCAGCGGUAUUAAUGACUCUGAUUAUGAACUCGAGAUAAACGCCCCAGCUCUUGAGUACUUUGAUUUCGAUGGUGAUCUAGGCUACAUCAAAUUCUAUGAAAAACCAAACAACCUAGUUCAGGCGGAUGUCUGUACUUAUAGAUUUGACGAUGACUAUACUUCUAUAUUUGACGAUGUCUAUACUUCUAUACUAGUUCAAUAUUUUUGCUGCACUGAAUAACGUCAAAUUCCUCUCAUUUUCUUCAAGUGGCACGGAGUGGCACAACAUGGGAAAUAUUUAUCCUUCCUCAUUCCAGAAUUUGGUGGAACUAAAAUUUAAAGUGAAUGGUUGUAGCUGGAAUGUGCUACAAUACUUACUCCAAAAAGCUCCUAAUCUAGAAACUCUUGUUAUUACUAGGGGUUAUGAUUUCGUUGAAAGCAACUUAUAUUGGAAGGAGCCACAAUCAGGGACGGAACCAGGAUUCAUACCUGAGGGGGGCAAAGCUUAAAACCAAAAAAAAAAAAUU
Messenger RNA from Quercus robur (English oak), 1355 nucleotides. RefSeq names its product F-box/LRR-repeat protein At3g59190-like. The coding region runs from base 107 to 1069 and encodes 320 amino acids. The record is from RefSeq and is a predicted model, not a curated record. NCBI's taxonomy places the organism in Eukaryota, Viridiplantae, Streptophyta, Magnoliopsida, Fagales, Fagaceae. The transcript has 3 exons. Gene Ontology annotation, molecular function: protein binding.